Sclerotinia sclerotiorum 1980 UF-70 is the source of this 927-nucleotide messenger RNA. RefSeq lists its product as hypothetical. NCBI's taxonomy places the organism in Eukaryota, Fungi, Ascomycota, Leotiomycetes, Helotiales, Sclerotiniaceae. The coding region runs from base 1 to 927 and encodes 308 amino acids. The transcript is spliced from 2 exons. The record is from RefSeq and is a predicted model, not a curated record.
AUGCCGAAGAAAAGUUACGUGUUGGUUUUAAAGGUCUCGCUCACUGCCUUGGCUGUACUAUCUUUCUAUGCAUUGUCCCUAUUACAACUAGGCGGCUUGUCGCCUGGACCAGCCCCCUCUAUCGAUAAUUCAUACACUCCGAAACCAUCGUCAUUCGAUAUCGUGAUAAGCGCGUACACAGAGAGACCCGAGUCAGUCGCACGCAUGCUGCACGCUAUCAAAUCAACAUCUUACUUAUCUUCAAUUGAUCCCCGCGUUCUGAUCUACACCAAAGACCCCACUGUAUCCUUAUCCAUGUUGAAGAAUUCCACAGGCGCUGAUGUCGUUAAACGUCUACCCAAUCUUGGGAGGGAGGGAGGGACGUAUCUCAAUCACAUUGUUAACGAAUGGGACCAUCUCGCGGCUCAAACCAUGUUCAUUCAAGCUCAUGCUCAUAAUAUUCGGGAGCUUGUACCUCGAAUCAACUCAUACUUAGUGCCGCAAACAGGAAUGUUGAGUCUCGGAUUUUCUGAAGCCACUUGCUCAUGCCACAAUUGUGGUGACAGGUUUGGAUGGAAAGAUGACUGGUCUGUGGUCCCAAGUCUAUAUGAACGUAUCUACGACUCGAGUUGUUCCGAUUCCACCGCGGUUCUUCUAUCAUACAAGGGUCAAUUUGUCGCAUCAGCCAAACGGAUUCGUGGCAUUAGUCGAGGAAUUUAUGAGGACUUACUGUCCACGAUAACAAGUGAAAGUGGAUGGAGUCAUGAUCCACGGUUUGUGAACAAAAAUGAUUCGCCUGACAAUCCUUCGUUUGGAUUUGCAGUCGAGAGAAUAUGGGGUCUACUCAUGCAAUGUGCGACCGAUGACCGAGUUUCAACAAAGUGCACCGGAAUACAUUGCGGCCAAUGGUAUUUUCAACACGGAUUCAUGGGUUGGGAUAUAGCAUGA